AUGAACCCUAUCCUGCAUUGGUAUGGAAAGUUAUUUCAGUGGCUAAGUGUGUGGCUUCAUUAUGUUCUGGGAAGACUUGGCAGAGUUUUUCCUGGAUUCAGUGCAUGGACAACAGGUGUCGGCCAACCUGAAGUGUCACACCAUCGAAGUUCAGACGCGUGGAAAAGCAACAUGGAGCUUCGCACGUAUGACUUUGAAGGCCGAAGCGAUCACAUGAUUAUCAUCCAAACCAACACGCAUGCUUUCCGCGUCAACCUGGAUAGGCUUUCUGAGUGCAGUGAGUAUUUCCGAGCUUUAUCCCAAUCUGGGAUGAGGGAGGCAGAUGAAAACGUGGCCCACCUGAAUCACGUGUCUUCUUCUGUUUUUUACCACCUGAUGGAGUUCUACUUCCACGACAUCUUUGAGACACUUCCAGAGGAAGAGUUAAGCCAACAUAUAGAGGUCAGCAGCUACCUGCUGGCCGAUGCCUUCCUCUCGCAGUGUCUGUCCUUGCUGUCCUGUGAGCUGAGGCCCGAGAGGUGUCUGUCCUACCUUAAUCUGGCUCGGGAGAUCUGUUGCGUGGAGCUGAGGAGCACUGUGUUGGCUUACCUGAGCAAAAACCUGCUGGAACUGCCUCAGAUCAUCAGGUGUCUAAGCAAUGAGGACAAACAAGAGGUCAUCCUCUUGAGGACGCAAGGGAAGCCUUAUCUGUGCACCCUUCGGAAGGAGAACCUGACAUCCUGGAAGGACCCGUCGACCGAGCGCGCCCGGCACGUGUUUGCCGAGCGAAGCGGAACAUGGCGUCCCAUUGCGGAGUUCCCUUUCAGGGCCGACAAGUGGUGUUUCACGGUCGUAGUCCUUUAUAACUACUUGUACAUCAUAGGAGGCUACAGAACACUUGUGAGGAGGAGGUGGGACUUCAAAAUGGCAUCGUUUAGGUAUAAUCCUUUGACUCAGGAAUGGGCUGCCGUUUCGCCACUUAUUAAGCACAGGAGACACUUCAGUGCAGCUGUCUGUGAAGGCCGUAUCUACGCAGUGGGCGGCUGGUACUUAGACUCCCUGGUCAGCCCGGACUCCAACACGGCCUUGUUCACGGCUGUGGAAUGCUACGAUCCGUGGGAGGACAACUGGAGGUUUGUCUCACCGCUCCCCCUCACCGACUUCCAGUUCACCGUCUCUCUAUCUCACGAUGUGCCCCUCGUAACCAGUCUGGGUCACUGUCUGUACAUCCUGGGCAGCAUCCAGAGGACUGGAGAAAAACUACUGCUCCAGUACGACACCAGGCGAGAUUUGUGGUGCGAGGUGCUUCCCACCCUCACGAGAGCGGACGCAGACCUUCCUGCUCUUUAUUUCCUCGGCGCUUCUGAGAAAUUAGUGGUGAUUGGAGGAAACAACUUACACAAUGUGGUCACGUCGUUUUGCACACGCUCGCAGAAAUGGGGACAGGCGCACAGUGUGCGAAAAGUGGCAUUAGCGGGCCAAGGGAUGCUGCUGGGCGAUCAAGUGGUGAUGCCAAGUGUGGAGCACAACAGUGUCGUAAGCAUAGAUGUCCAAAGUCUCUCCAUGAAGGUUCUGACUCCUCUGCCCAUCGCCAUAUGCUAUGAAGCUGUCUUUUACCUUCACUUUUGA
Molecule: messenger RNA, 1608 nt
Organism: Nerophis lumbriciformis (worm pipefish)
Lineage: Eukaryota; Metazoa; Chordata; Actinopteri; Syngnathiformes; Syngnathidae
Source: RefSeq, a predicted model, not a curated record